This is a messenger RNA of Myotis daubentonii (Daubenton's bat), 300 nucleotides long. RefSeq names its product small ubiquitin-related modifier 1-like. Lineage: Eukaryota; Metazoa; Chordata; Mammalia; Chiroptera; Vespertilionidae. The record is from RefSeq and is a predicted model, not a curated record.
AUGUUGGACCAGGAGGUAAAACCCUCAACAGGGGACUUGGCGAAUAAGAAGGAAAGGGGGUUCAUUCAACUCAAAGUCAUUGGACAGGACAGCAGUGAGAGUCACUUCAAAAUGAAAAUGACAACAAACCACAAGAAACCCAAAGAAUAAUGCUAACGGGGAGUUCCAAUGAACUCACUCAGGUUCCUCUUGGAGGGUCAGAGAAUUGCUGAUAGUCACACUCCAAGAGAACUGGGAAUGGAGAAAGAACAUGUGAGUGAAGUUUAUCAGGAACAAAUUUGGGAUCACUCAAUGGCUUAG